Messenger RNA from Scedosporium apiospermum, 1077 nucleotides. RefSeq lists its product as uncharacterized. The transcript has 2 exons. The record is from RefSeq and is a predicted model, not a curated record. NCBI's taxonomy places the organism in Eukaryota, Fungi, Ascomycota, Sordariomycetes, Microascales, Microascaceae. The coding region runs from base 1 to 1077 and encodes 358 amino acids.
AUGUCGAGCGUCCGUCCGUCCUUUUCUGCCCUGGUGGCACUUUUCUUCGCAUUUCUCGUUGUUUUUGGCGCCGUGGCCGAGGCAGCACCACAGAAUAACAACGGAAGGGGACGAGGCAGGAACAGAAACGGCGGAAACAGAAACAAUAACAAUAACAAUAACAAUGGAAAUGGGAAUACCGCUCGCUUGACUGCCCAGGAGCAAGCAGCGCAGGUCCCCGACGGCGUCUCUCAAGCCACUGAUGGUUCUACAAUUCUUGAUACCACUGUCGACGUGAAUGGCCUACCACUACGCUUCAAAAUCAGCGGACCUGCCGACCAGUUCACGACCACCUCCGGCGUCGAUGGAGGCACGCAAGACCCCGGAACCCAGGGCACUCUCGGUCUCAACGUUCUCCUGCACGGAGACGGCGGCCAAUCCUUCUUCGAUUUCCCCAACCAAGCCAUCCAAGGAAACCUUGCGGGAGUUGCCGUCCUCGCUCCCGACCCGAACCUCUUCUGGGGCGGCGGCUCAGGGCUCGACCGCACUAACGGUGUUGAACACGCCCAGGCCGUCAACGAUCUUAUCCUAGAUGUCCUUCCUCAAGUCAUGGCCUUUAAUAGCUCGAACGUCUUCUUCACUGGCGUCUCGGGCGGCUCUCUUCUCCUCUCCGGGUUCUUCAUCCCGCAACAUAUGAGCAACUUCCAGGGUAACGGCGUGCUACUGAACUGUGCUGCCAUGGCACCCCAGGUCAACUUUGUCAACGGCGAUGCGGUUGCCCAAUCCACCCGCAUCCACUUCCAGAGUACGACCGGAGAACUCGACCUUCUUCGCGAGUCUAUCCCGGAGUCUAUCGUCGCUUACGAGCAGCUCGCUUCGAAUGCCGGUCUGAGCAACGCUGAGAUCAAUGCUUUGCAGACUGUUGAUAACUCGCCUAAUGGUGGACACUGCGAGUUCGACGAGCAGGGAUUCGUCAGUGGAAUCCAGCUCAUGGCGGAUAACUUUGUCAACAUUAUGCAGGGAGGGAAUGGCAAUGUGAAUGGCAUCGGAAACGUAUUGAAUGGUGUAGUUGGGAAUGAGAACCUGGUAUUUGCCUGA